Molecule: messenger RNA, 2969 nt
Organism: Loa loa (African eye worm)
Lineage: Eukaryota; Metazoa; Nematoda; Chromadorea; Rhabditida; Onchocercidae
Exons: 16
Coding region: 91-2883 (930 amino acids)
Biological process (GO): intracellular protein transport; vesicle-mediated transport
Cellular component (GO): membrane coat; AP-3 adaptor complex
Source: RefSeq, a predicted model, not a curated record
AUUUUCAGACAUGAUGGCACAAAGUGGAAUGUCUUUGCGGCCACUGAAAGAUGAUAUCAUUUAGGCUGUAAAAAUAUAACAAACAAAAAAAUGGGAAGCUUUGGUGAGGGAUUGACAAGUCCCGAAGUGGAAAUUGCCGAAGGAGGAGUUAUUAUAGAUAGUAAAACACGUUUUGCCGACUUAAAAGCAAUGUUAGAUAGCUCGAAGGAUAACUUGAAGAUGGAUGCUAUGAAGCGAAUCAUAAACCUGGUAGCGAAAGGGCGUGAUGUAUCGGAGCUAUUUCCUGCAGUCGUUAAGAAUGUUGCUGCUAAAAAUCUUGAGUUAAAAAAAUUGGUUUUCGUUUAUUUGGUGAGAUAUGCUGAAGAGCAGCAAGAUUUGGCACUUCUUUCAAUCAGCACUUUUCAGCGCGCUUUAAAAGAUCCCAAUCAACUUAUUCGGGCAAGCGCCCUACGUGUUCUGUCAAGUAUUCGAGUACCUAUGAUUGCUCCAGUAAUGUUGUUGGCUAUACGUGAAUCUGUCCGUGACAUGUCCGCAUAUGUUCGAAAAGUAGCUGCACAUGCAAUACCGAAAUUGUAUUCACUUGAAGAAAAUUUACAGCCGGAACUGAUCGAAUGUAUUGACUAUCUUCUCGGUGAUAAGCGUACUCUUGUACUCGGCAGCGCAGUAUACGCUUAUGAAGAAACUUGUCCAGAUCGAUUUGACUUACUUCACAGACAUUACCGUACUUUGUGUAAGGCUAUAGUGGAUGUGGAUGAGUGGGGACAGGUGGUAAUGAUUGGAUUACUGACUCGUUAUGCACGCAGUCAGUUUGUUGCACCAUUGGAAGCAGUUGAUCCAGAUCUUACGCUUCUCCUUUCAUCAUGUCGUCCACUGCUACAGAGCCGAAAUUACGCUGUAGUUAUGGCUGUUGCCCAAUUAUUUUAUCACUGCGCACCAUCCUCACAACUAUCGAUUAUCUCACGCGCGCUGGUCCGGCUGUUACGUGGCCCGCGUGAAGUACAGAAUGUUGUACUUGUGAACAUUGCAACGAUUUGCGCAACUAACCCGAAUAUGUUCGAGUCAUUUCUGAAAAGUUUUUUCAUACGCCCGGCAGAACCGAAGCAUAUCAAAUUGCUGAAACUACAAGUUUUGACCUCGUUGGUCUCAGAAACAAGUGUGCAGCUGGUUCUUCGUGAAUUACAGACCUACGUUGGCAUGGCAGAAAUGGCAGAUGCUGCGAUAGAAGCAAUAGGACAGUGUGCUAUUCGUGUCAGUUCUGUUGCUGAUUCAUGUCUCUCCGGACUAGUAUCCCUAAUUGCUUCAUCGAACGAAAACGUUGUUUCUGCUGCUGUUGUCGUUUUAAAAAGACUGUUGCACACGAAUCCACCCUUACAGUUACUUACACGCGUACUUCGUCUUAUUGAUUCUGUCAAAGCACCACAGGCUCGGGCAUGUGUGAUUUGGCUUGUUGCAACACAUGUUGAUAAAGUUUCAACUCUAGCACCAGAUGUUUUGCGCAAAAUGGCUAAAAGUUUCACGCAUGAAGAUGAGAUGGUAAAACUGCAAACAAUGACUUUGGCAGCAAAGCUAUGGUUCACAAAUCGUCAGGAAUGUGAAUUACUAGUGCAACAUAUAAUGCAGUUGGCUCGGUUCGACCAAAGUUACGAUAUUCGUGACAGAUGUCGAUUUUUGCGAAAUCUGAUCUUCAGCAAUAAUAAAUUAUCUAUAUUUGGUACCGAAAUAUUUAUUACCGAGAAACCGUCACCAACUACACAGAGCACUUUCAAAGACCGUGAGCAAUUCCAACUAGGAAGUCUAUCACACUUUCUCAACCAGCGUUGUAGACGAUAUCGCGAUUUACCACAGUUUCCGGAAGUUGCACCCGAUUCUUCCAUACGAAAUACAAGUCAGAUGGAAGAAUUAAGUGAUGAUAUGCGAGUUAUUGAUGAAAACGAAGACGAUGAAAGUGAAAACGAAGAUUUUUAUUCUGGCGAUGAAGAACAGAGUGAGCAAGAAGAAGGAAGUGAUGAGGAAGAGGAUGAAGGUGAAAGUGAUGAGGAGGAUGAAAUUGCAAAUGACGAAGAAGACAGAAAGGAAGGUAAAAGUGAUGAAAGCGAAGAAGGUCGGGUUUCCGCAAUAGCUGAGCCAAAAAUGUCUGGAAAUCUUGAUCUUUUGCUGGAUUUAAAUUUUGAGUUAACACCGAUUUUUGCUAAUAAUUGUGUCGCUGGACCAGAAUUGGUGAAAACGUCGUUUAUGCCACUCGUGAAUCAUACAGUCUGGUCCGCUGGGAUCGGUAUUGAUAUUUGUUUUCCACGUGAAACAUCGCCAAUAUCGUCGUCAAUGUGUGCUGUUUUAUUUAGAUUCACAAACAGUUUGGAAACGGAAUCUGCAGAAAUCACAGCUUUCCCGAAGGUCAUAGACCAAGCGUCAACUGGUGACCAAAUUAAGGUGAGCAGAUUAUCACCUGGUGAAAGUGUCAUUAAGAAAGCCUACAUCGACUUUGCUGAUAGCAAACGGGCAUCUGAAUGGGUUAUCAGCGCGAGAGAUACCAAUGAAAUAAUAAUCAGCAUUGAAGCUCCAAUGGGCGAACAGAUUGAACCAAUAACAAUGACAGAAGAACAGUUCAUUAACGGGAUUUUGCGUCUUAGUGGAAUGAACGAACAUUGCGGAAAUCUGAAGGAGCCUUUGAGGCCGGAAGAGUUGUAUGCUGUUGCAAACUGUACCAAUGUUAACAGUUCCGAAGCUCAUUUCUGUGCGCAGACCCUGUCUAAAAAGCAGCAGGUACUGAUUGCUCUGGAUUCAAAACAAGUCCACGUACACUGCGAGAAUAUUGUGCUUGGCGCACUGCUUUGCAAUGAUAUUGUCAAGAAAUCUUUGGAAACAGCACUGGCAUCAAAUCCUUGAGAAAUAAAUACUGCUAAUUUGUUUUUCCUCUCACCUCUCAAACAAUUCUUCCUUUUGCAAAAGAGAACAUAAAGACAGUGCUGUCA